AUGGCGGACGAUAAUUCGCUGUAUCCGGAGGCUAGUGAGGUGGAAGGAGAGGACCAGAGGGAUUCUAUCCUUGUCACGUUUGGAGGAGUGGGGAUCAAGGGCGCAACAAUCCAAAGACCCAGUAAUCAAGGUCCAGCCGAUGGAGCAGCUGCUAACACAAACCAGCCGAGCAGCCCUUUGAAGGUCACAGUGAAGAUUAUCAAAGAUCCACUCCUGGACUACGGUUUUAUGGUCUCAGAAGAUUCACCAGUAUGUGUGAAGUCUGUCACUGCAGGUGGUCCUGGAGAGGGAAAGCUAUUCCCAGGUGACCAGAUUUUACAAAUUAACGACAUGCCUCUGGAUACAAUUUCCCAGGAACGUAUCGAUAACAUUAUUAGGGAAUAUGGUAACACUGUUACAGUGACUGUCCUGCGAAAUACCCCUGGGCCCAAGUCAUCAUUUAUUACUGAAGAGAAGCGAGCCAGAUUGAAAAACAACCCAGUCAAAGUACACUUUGCUGAGGAAGUGAUCGUCAAUGGCGAAGUACAGGAUAACUCGCUACUCUUAAUGCCCGGUAUUCUCAAGGUGUAUUUGGAAAAUGGACAGACCAAAGCCUUUCGAUUUGAGAAAAAUACAACAGUGAAGGAUAUCAUCCUCACCCUGAAGUCAAAGUUAUCCAUCCGUUAUGUUGAGCAUUUUGCUCUGGUUUUGAAGGAAAGAUACACUAUCAACAAGAUCUAUAUCUUACAUGAUGAUGAACUCAUUGAGCAGGUGGUCCAGAAGCGAGAGCCCCGUGAUUAUAGGUGUCUCUUCAGGGUUUGUUUCCUGCCAAGAGAUCCACUUGUACUUUUACAAGAUGAUCCAGUUACUUUUGAAUACCUCUACUCACAGAGUUGCAAUGAUGUGCUGCUGGAGAGGUUUGCGAUGGAGAUGAAAUACAGCACUGCUAUCCAUCUCGCAGCACUGCAAAUUCAGGAAUGCAUCCUCAGCUCCAACCAUUCUGAGAAAGUCUCCAUGAAGUACAUUGAGAUGAAUUGGGGAAUUGAGAAUUUUGUCUCAUCAACUGUACUUGAUAACAUGAAAGGGAAAGAUAUCAGAAAGGCCAUUAACUAUCACCUUAAGAACAAUCAUAGCUUGAUUGCACCAGGACAAAAGCAUCUGAUAUCCACGGCACAAGUCCGGCUGAAUUACCUGAACAUACUGAGUGAUCUUCGAGCAUAUGGAGGGAAAACCUUUAACGCAACCCUUCUGCUGCAGGACAGCGAAUCAUUUAUCACAUUGUUGGUCGGAGCCAAAUAUGGUAUCAGCGAAGUUGUUAACAGCAAACUCAAUAUUAUAAACCAGUUAACAGACUUCAACAACAUCCAGAAGUUGGAAUUGACCUUUGAGUAUGAGAAGAUCAGCGUGGUGAACAUCUACCUGGUGGAUGUGAAGUCUCUGACGUUGGUACUGGAAACUCGUCAUGCUAAAGACCUUGUGUGUUUGAUUGCUGGAUAUCAUAGGCUAUAUGUGAACUCAACAGACUCCAUAUUCAUCUGGCCUGGCAACUAUCAAAGUCAGACAACUGAAGAAGGUGACGAAGCCCAAGGAUUAAGUGAUUCAGAGUCAUCAUCAGACAUUGAGUCUAUAGAUAUCCACAAAUUGAGAAAUGGAUUCAUAGGGCCUCUGACUGAAGAAAAUGAGGACAUUGAGAACUCGGAAAGUGAGGCUACAGACAGUGACUGCUUACGGGAGAAUAUCCAGGAAGAGACCAGUUGCAGCACAGGGGAUGUGUCUGAUCUGAAUGAUGAAGCAACAAGUCAGGGAGGAGACUUUUGUGAUAGAAGCUGUUCUGCUGACUCUAUGGACGAACUGCAAAUGGAGACUUCAGCUCCACACUCACAUGGUGAGAUUUCUGAAGAUGAUGACAAAGAUUCCAACACCGAAGAGAGUGAUGGUGAGCCAGUUACAAAGGAGCACUGUACCAUGGAAUUGAAAGACAGUUUUGAACAACCUUCAGCAGACUCCUUAGCCUCUACUCCGACCCUUUCUAAAUGCUUUGCACGUUUUACAAAGGUGGUUUGCUCUAUUCCUGACCUCAGCCAAAGUGAGAACCCAUGCACUGCAGAAGUUUGCAACCAGCGCCCCAGGAACGAGGGUGACAGUUAUGCAGAAGGGGACAAGUCUUGGAAUUUGACAAGUCAUGGCCUGCUCACUGAGUUUCCACCUGCUAUUGAUGGGGACUUAUCCAGUGAGGUCCUCACUAUCCCGAUUCUGGCUCCUCUCCCUGACUUUCAGGACAACAGCUCUGAUGACAAAUUUUUCGAUGCAGCUGAAAAGGUUACUCAUGUGGAAGGUUCAGGUGACAUCAAAUUCAGUGGAACUGAAGCAGAGUUGGAGUCUGCUAAAAUUAAGGGGAUUGAAGCAAAACAAAAUGUGCAGAUAAGUCCAAGUCUUUAUGGCACAGGAUUGGACAUCAAAUCUGUUGAAUGCAUCAAAGGUAAACCAGAAGAAAUAAAAUACACAACCACAGGAAAAAGACAUUUUGCAUCUGAUGACGUGUAUGAUGUAAAAGCUGUUCAAUUGCAGCGUCAUUCAAACAAACAUGGAGAUCGUAUGCGUUGUAAUGAAAAGAAACAUGUUAAGACAAAAAUGCAUCGAUGGAAUGCUCUUUCUUCUUUGACAAGUAUCGAAAAUGAACCUGCCUUGUUGGAAACUAAGCCUGUUGGUCCAUUAACAUCCAUUUCCACCUGUGCCAAUAAAAAGGUCCAAUCAGAUUUAAUGGAAAUGGAGCCAGAUACCAUGGAAACAAAGUCAGUCACAGAAACAAUACCAGUCACUACUCCAGUUUCAGUCAGACGUUACCCAUGUGAUUCAGGCAUGAGAGAGGAAUGUGCUUCUCAUACAGAGACUAAAGCAGGAGAAAAAUUAAACAUUUCUCUUAAAGCUCAGCUGCCUGGAGAACCAAAGAUUGAAACUUGCGCAGUGAGGGCUCUUAACAUUUCUGAGUGCAACACGGAGCCUGCAGAAGACAGCUCGAAAGAUGACUUAUCAAAAACAGAACAGAUCUCUAACCAGACUGAGGCAAGUAUAACUGAGAUCAGUACAUCAAUAAUUUGCCCUCAAGAUAGAAACCUUCCUCGGGAAAUAUCUUCACUGACAAAUACACCAAGGCAGCUUUGUGAAGUAGACAACUCAACCAUUCAGGAAUCUGCAACUGCAACUCAGCAAAAUGAAUGUCCCUCCACCAAACUGAGCUGUCUCCAACAAAUAAAAAAUAAACACAGUUUGAAUGUUGACUCCAGAGUUCAAGCUAUCCUCACAACUGACUGGGAUAAGGAAAUAGAUGAACAGCUCCCAAUGAGUGAUGAGGACACGUGUAGCUGUAAGAUGGUAUAUGGGAAUCGUUUUCGAGCACAGGGUACUGAUGUUAAUGACGAAAGCAAAGAUUUUGCAUAUUCCAUAUGGCAGUGUUCACCGAAGACCACCCCACCUGAUUCAGAAAACUACCUCUCUCAAUACCUCACCACAUUUACUGGGCAAAGUGAGAAAUCCAUGCUUACCAGUUGCUCCUUUGAUUUUCCUAAAACUGAUCUUACACCGAAGCUUGAAGGCUCCAUUCUGUCACAAUUCAAGGCUGAAAGAUAUAGCAUGCCGAAUGGGUUCCAUCUGAUACGGAACGAUAUCGUGGAGCUACUCAAUGUGCUGAAAGAAUUCCCCAGAGAAAGUCAUAUUGAGGAAGAAUGUGCAAUACUUACUUCAUCAAUAAAGGAGAAAUUAUAUAUUGAAAGUGGAAAACUGAUGUCUGCUGGCCAGAAGGGCAUUAAAGUAGACCAGGCUCCUGUGGAGAUGCUCCUGGGAGUUUCUGAAAGUUUCCAGGCCCUCAUACAGCUAACAGCAACAUGUCUCCAGUUCACGACCUGCAUGCAUUGCGCAGAACGUCAUGCCGAAGUGGUCAAUAACUUAAAAGAGGUUUCUUUGACUUAUAAAACCUUUGUGAGAAUCUCUCAGGAUGCAUGCAGCAGGAAGUGUGAUGACUUAAGCAUGAAACUCCUGGCUCAGCAGUGUAAUGCACUGACUGCUGAUGUUUUCUGCCUGACGCAGUCAUUCAAAUAA
Hemiscyllium ocellatum (epaulette shark) is the source of this 4074-nucleotide messenger RNA. RefSeq names its product FERM and PDZ domain-containing protein 1-like. Gene Ontology annotation, biological process: signal transduction. Lineage: Eukaryota; Metazoa; Chordata; Chondrichthyes; Orectolobiformes; Hemiscylliidae. Gene Ontology annotation, molecular function: protein binding. The record is from RefSeq and is a predicted model, not a curated record. The transcript is spliced from 16 exons. The coding region runs from base 1 to 4074 and encodes 1357 amino acids. Gene Ontology annotation, cellular component: cytoskeleton.